Molecule: messenger RNA, 2528 nt
Organism: Lolium rigidum
Lineage: Eukaryota; Viridiplantae; Streptophyta; Magnoliopsida; Poales; Poaceae
Product: receptor kinase-like protein Xa21
Exons: 2
Coding region: 19-2463 (814 amino acids)
Biological process (GO): protein phosphorylation
Molecular function (GO): protein binding; protein kinase activity; ATP binding
Source: RefSeq, a predicted model, not a curated record
AGAUGCAAUACACUAGGCAUGGCCCCUGCUGGAACUUCCCGCUCUCUUUCUCCACAUGGCACCCUCAUUCUCUUUACCCAUCUUCUCUUCUUAUUGUCGUCCAACACCGCCGCACAAUCCAUCGGCAAUGGAUCCGAGAUCGACCGUCAUGCCCUCCUCUCUUUCAAGUCUGGCAUCUCCAGCGAUCCACGCCAAGUCUUGGCAUCAUGGAACACCACGACCCACUUCUGCAGAUGGCUAGGGGUCAUGUGCGGUAUGUCUCGCCCAUUUCGUGUGGUCUCCCUCGACUUGAGCUCUGCACAGCUAGGUGGUGAGUUAUCUCCUUGGAUAGCUAACCUUACAUCGCUAAGACAGUUAAACCUUUCAGAUAAUUACUUCGUUGGUGUCAUCCCCGAUGAGUUAGGCACCAGUAGAUCUCUUAGAUAUGUCAAUCUUGCACAUAACCGCCUUCUCGGCCUUAUCCCUGAUUUUGACAAGAUGACAGCCCUCCAAAUUCUUGACCUGUCAUCUAACAACCUUUCUGGAAGCAUACCUUCAUCACUGGGAAAUGUUUCUCUUUCCAGAAGUUUAGAACGUAUAAACCUUGGAAACAAUCAAAUCGUAGGCACUAUACCGGUUGAGAUUUUUAACCUUCGAAAUCUACAAUUGCUUGCUCUGGACCAAAACUUGCUUACAGGGGUUAUUCCUUCUGCAAUUGGCAACCUAGGACAGCUAUUUGUCCUAACCCUGGCAGGGAACAAAUUUUCUGGUCAGAUCCCACUUACAAUAGGCAAUCUUUCUCGGUUGAACAGGCUUCAUCUUGACAGAAAUACAUUAAGUGGAAACAUACCGACAACUUUAGGAUAUUGCAUUCAACUGGAUAUGCUAAACAUGUCUUUUAACAGCCUUCAAGGACCAAUACCAAAUGAAUUUAUCAAUCUCACUUCGCUCAUCGGUUUGGGUUUGUCAAACAACAACCUUACAGGAUCAAUACCCCCACAAAUUGGUGCAUUGCUUCAACUUCUCCUACUCGAUAUUUCCUUCAACAGUUUGUCUGGUCAAGUUCCACUUUCACUUGGCCGCUGUGUCCAACUAUCUUCUCUCAUACUGAGAAGUAAUAUGCUUAAUGGAAACAUACCUCUGUCUUUGAGUGAACUAAAGUCCAUCGAGCAGAUCGACCUUUCCAACAACUACCUUGUUGGAUCAAUUCCAGUGUCCUUUGUGAACAUGGUUUUUCUGCAGAAACUUGAUCUGUCUAUGAACUACUUACAAGGGGAGAUUCCAACUGGUGGCAUCUUCCAGAAUCGUAGUGCAGUAAUAUUGGAUGGCAACACAGAGUUGUGUGCAAGUGCAACCACCAAUUUGUUUCAGUUUCCAGUUUGCACCACAACUUCAUCUGUUCAGAGGAAGAAGAAUGCACUCUUAUUGGUAAAAGUAAUUCCUCCAAUUGCUAUUGCCUUGCUGUCCUUCAUAUUCUAUAUGGUCACUCUUCUGAAGCAAAGGCAACCAGAAGCAGGUCCAUGCUACACUGAGACAAUGAAAAAGGUUUCAUAUGGCGGCAUUGUUAAAGCUACCAAUUGGUUCUCUCCGGUCAACAAGAUCAGCUCGAGUCGAACCGGUUCGAUCUACAUUGGAAGGUUUGAGUUUGACACGGAUCUGGUCGCCAUCAAGUUAUUUCAUCUCGAGGAGAAUGGUGCACGAAGUAGCUUCCUUACUGAGUGUGAGGUGCUACGUAAUACACGCCAUCGCAAUCUUGUUAAAGCUGUCACGGUAUGCUCGACAGUAGACCUUGAGAACAAUGAAUUCAAGGCUAUAGUGUUUGAAUUCAUGGCCAAUGGAAGCUUGGACAUGUGGCUGCACCCGAAGCUGCACAAAAAUACCCCCAAAAGGGUACUGAGCUUCGGCCAGAGGUUAAGAAUAGCGAUGGAUGUGGCUUUGGCUUUGGAUUAUAUGCACAACCAGUUGACGCCUCCUCUAAUCCACUGCGAUUUGAAGCCCGGCAAUGUUCUUUUGGACUAUGAUAUGACUGCAAGAGUAGGUGAUUUUGGGUCAGCAAGGUUUCUCACUUCAACACCUGGUAAUUCAGAAGACUUGGUUGGCGUGGAAGGAACAAUUGGCUACGUCGCACCCGAGUACUGCAUGGGAUACAGAGUCUCGACAGGAUGCGAUGUCUACGGUUUUGGGGUCUUGGUUCUAGAAAUGCUCACUGGAAGGCGACCGACAGAUGCCAUCUUCAGCGAUGGAAUGAGCCUUCACAGGCUGGUGAACUCAGCAUUUCCAGAUAGACUUUGGGAGGUUUUGGAUCCCUAUAUUUCCCACGAGCAGCAGAAUGAGUGUGACAAAGUACUGAAGCAGAGAUGCAUUGUGCAUUUGGUUGAAGUUGGGCUCCUGUGUUCCAUGGAAUCGCCUAAGGAUCGACCAGGAAUGGCAGAAGUUUGUGCCAAAAUUCUCUCUCUCAAAGAGACUUUCUUUGAGUUCUGCUGAUUAACCUGCAGAUCUACACGUUCUUCAAUAAAAAUAUGCGGCGUGGAUAUCUUUGGUGUAACUCU